GGACGCUCGCAGUUCGUCUCCGAGUCUGUGCUCGCGCAGCGGUGAUGAGGCGCGCGCUGGGGCAGCUGCGGUCUGUGGGGCUGAUCGGGGCUCCUUUCAGCAAGGGGCAGGCCAGAGACGGAGUGCAGCUGGGACCAGACCUGAUCCGGACAGCUGGACUGGUGCACAGACUCCGAGAGCAAGGUUGUGAAGUGAAGGAUUAUGGGAAUCUGACAUUUGAAGAUGUGUCCAACGAUGAGCCCAUUGGAAACACGAAGAGCCCACGGGCGGUCGGACGCGCCAACCAACAGCUGGCGAACGCUGUGCAGAGAGUGAAGAGCGACGGCCACACCUGUGUGAUGCUCGGGGGGGAUCACAGUUUAGCAAUCGGCUCAAUCCACGGUCACGCGGCCUGUGGAAGUGAACUGAGCGUGGUGUGGGUGGAUGCCCAUGCAGACAUCAACACACCCCUGACCACCCCGACUGGUAACAUCCACGGGCAGCCCAUGUCCUACCUCAUCCAUGAGCUGCAUACAAAGAUUCCUGUAUUGCCAGACUUCUCAUGGAUAAAGCCUUGCAUAGCAGCAAAAGAUAUUGUGUACAUUGGACUCAGAGAUGUAGACCCAGGGGAACAUUACAUUUUGAAACACCUCGGCAUCAAGACCUUCUCCAUGACGGAGGUAGAUCGUCUUGGAAUUGCCAAAGUUAUGGAACAGACAUGCGAUCACAUCUUUUCAAAGGUGAAAAAGCCCAUCCAUCUCAGUUAUGACAUCGACGCUCUGGACCCGUCUGUGACUCCUGCGACAGGGACGCCUGUGGUCGGAGGUCUGACAUACAGAGAGGGGGUCUACAUCACGGAGCACAUCUGUCAAACAGGGCUGCUGUCUGCUGUUGACAUUGUGGAGGUGAACCCAAAGCAAGGCAGAACGGAGGAGGAGGUUCGCUCUACCGUGAACGCGGCGGUGGAUCUCGUACUGAGCUGCUUCGGACGAGUCCGUGAAGGAUCGCACCAGAACGACUACAAAAUGCCCGAACCAUGAGUGCCUUUUCUUUUCUACAGUGCAGCCAUGAGAUUAAAUUCAAUGACAACAAUA
Molecule: messenger RNA, 1073 nt
Organism: Pygocentrus nattereri (red-bellied piranha)
Lineage: Eukaryota; Metazoa; Chordata; Actinopteri; Characiformes; Serrasalmidae
Gene: arg1
Product: arginase 1
Exons: 8
Coding region: 45-1019 (324 amino acids)
Cellular component (GO): cytosol; cytoplasm; nucleus
Molecular function (GO): manganese ion binding; arginase activity
Source: RefSeq, a predicted model, not a curated record